AUGGAUUUGUACAUUGUACUGGUAGCGCUGUUUCCUUUAUGGAAUUGUGUUGUAUGUGAAGAUACAGCUGCCGAUGACAUUGGCCCUCACAUGGUGAUAAGGAUAGCGGAACUCCUUAGCCCUGAGGAAUGCCAAGAUUUCAUCAGCAGAAUCAAUAGACCUGAAGACGAUCUGGUUAAGAAAGUCUCAAACCUGUCUCCAAAACGACGCAGGCGCAGAGAGAUUGUGACCAAGGAGCAAUGUUUGGCAACAUUACAGAAAUGGUUUGAUGAAAAAGGGGAAUCAGUCUAUUGGGACCGGAUCUCUACUAUUUUAUAUCAAGUGGGACGACCUGAUGUUUCUAAAGAACUUGGAAGAAAUCUCAAUCAGGACAAAAUUCUGGAGAUUGAGAAGAACGCUGAUGAAUAUAAGCAAAAAAUGCUGGAUUCAUCUCUGCUUCUUCCGAAUGAAGAAUUUUCUGAAAUCGAUGCCAGGCAGAGAGAUGUUUUCAACUUUGAGGAUAUGGAUUGGGAUCUCAUUAUUGAAAGAAAGCCACGCCCACCUUACCAGCGAGCGCUUACCGAGUGGUGCUGGUACAUGUUAUAUGGUGUUAUUAUUGGAUUCCUGGGAGGAGCUGUAAUGGUGGUCAUGAUCUAUCUAUUGCUCUUCAGGGUUUUAAAGAUUGAUGGAAGAGAGAGAGAUUUUUACAAGAUUGUCUGAUAAUACAUGUCUGCA
Messenger RNA from Pelobates fuscus (common spadefoot toad), 714 nucleotides. RefSeq names its product transmembrane and death domain protein 1-like. The coding region runs from base 1 to 699 and encodes 232 amino acids. The transcript is spliced from 5 exons. Lineage: Eukaryota; Metazoa; Chordata; Amphibia; Anura; Pelobatidae. The record is from RefSeq and is a predicted model, not a curated record.